AUGGGCCUAGCCCGUCUUCUAGUCCCUAGGAGGAAAGAGAACGCAUUUAAUGCUCUACUAUUAAUUUUUUGUUGUUUCCUUAUUUAUUAUUAUUAUUAUGUUGUUGCUCCGCGACAUAUAGCAGAGAGAGAAGCUGAAGAAUUACUUGAAGAUCCAUAUAAGCAUGGUAGUUUACGUAGAGGAAUUCGUUAUGACAGACCUAAUCUUGCGAAAGCUCCUAACGGACCUGGCGAGAAAGGAGCUGCUGUUACUCUUACUGGAGUUGAAAAAGAAUUGGGACAAAAAGAUAUGAAGACGUGGUUUAUGAAUGUGCGAGCGAGCGACAAGAUAUCUUUGGAUCGAACGAUACCUGAUGCACGUAGGGAUGAAUGUAAAGCAAUUGAUUACGAUCUCAAAAACUUGCCAAAGGCUUCUGUUGUUAUAAUUUUCACUGAUGAAGCAUGGUCGCCUCUGUUGAGAACAGUUCAUUCCGUUGUGAAUCGAAGUCCUCCGGAGAUUCUCGAAGAAGUAAUUCUUCUCGAUGACAACAGUCAAAGGGAAGAGCUGAAAGGACAGCUAGAUGAUUAUAUCAGAAUUUUCGAUGGAAUAGUGCGUAUUGUGCGUAAGAACGUUCGUCAUGGUCUCAUAAGAGCAAAACUGGCUGGGGCUCGUGAGGCUGUUGGAGAUGUUGUGAUUUUCCUCGAUUCACAUUGUGAGGCAAAUACAGGAUGGUUAGAGCCGUUGGUCCAAAGAAUCCAUGACAACCCGAAGGCAAUAGUAUGUCCUGUCAUUGACCAUAUAAAUGCUGAAAACAUGGCUUAUCAAGGAGAUAAAUACGCAACAUCUGUUGGAGGGUUUUCUUGGGCUUUGCAUUUCACAUGGGAACCCUUGCCUCAAUCUGAGAUCGAGAGAAGAAAAUCCACAACUGAGUAUAUAAGAUCCCCAACUAUGGCCGGAGGGUUACUAGCUGCUGAUCGUAAGUACUUCUUCGAAGUUGGUGGUUACGACGAGGAAAUGGAUAUCUGGGGGGGAGAGAACCUAGAAAUAUCCUUUAGGGUGUGGAUGUGUGGAGGUUCGAUAGAAUUCAUACCAUGCUCACAUGUAGGACACAUAUUCCGAGCAGGCCAUCCUUACAACAUGACAGGACGUGGUGGAAACAAAGAUGUCCACGGCACGAAUUCAAAACGAUUGGCAGAGGUUUGGAUGGAUAACUACAAAAGGCUCUAUUAUUUGCACAGACCAGAUCUGAUUGAUAAAGACGUUGGACCAUUGAAUGAUCGUAUCGAACUCAGGGACCGUUUGGGAUGUAAAUCUUUCAAAUGGUAUUUGGAUAACAUCAUUCCUGGAAAGUUUAUUAUGGAUGAAGAUGUUCAAGCCUACGGAACUCUGCAUACUUUUGUUGGAGGCUACCGUAUGUGUAGUGACACUCUGCAAAGAAACGAAAAAAGUAACUUCUAUCUGGGUGUUUUCCCUUGUCAAGGCAAAGGAAGCUCUCCUCAGAUAAUGUCGUUAGCAAGAACUGGUGAACUUCGCAGAGAGACAGUUUGUGCUACGGCUAGUGAUGUAAAUACACUUCGAACUCGUGGAAAAAUUUUAAUGACAAAAUGCCACGAAAACGUGGACAAAUGGACAUUUGAGUAUUCCAUGAUCAAACACGUAAAAACGGGUUUGUGCAUCUCCACCAGAGAUUUGAAAGCUGGAGAUGACAUAUUUCUUGCAACAUGUGAUAGUGGCGAUCAACACCAAUUCUGGAGAUUCACAAGUCCCAAAUGA
Messenger RNA from Auanema sp. JU1783, 1752 nucleotides. Lineage: Eukaryota; Metazoa; Nematoda; Chromadorea; Rhabditida; Rhabditidae. The record is from the annotation of a GenBank genome assembly.